CUGAGUGCUGCCCCUCUCAUCUCCGGCUUGGCGCGGAUCUGAGAUAUACAGUCAAGAGGUGGAGAGUGACGAGAGAACGGUGGGGAAGAGCAAGGGGAAGAAGGGAAUACACUGAUUGCAGGAGGAGGACCUUCGACAUGGAUGCCCUAGCACUAGAAGCCACCAGUGGUAAAAAGACGUUUAUCGGGGCGGCAGUGCCUGCCCCGCUGCCAGCUCUAGCCCCGGUCAAACGCAAACCUGCUAAAAAAGCUAAAAAGGCUGUUGUUUUCUUUGAGGUGGAGAUACUGGAUGCCAAGACCAAGGACAAGCUCUGCUUCCUGGACAAGGUCGAGCCAAAUGCCACUAUCGGGGAGAUCAAGUCUAUGUUCCACAAGAGCCAUCCUCAGUGGUACCCAGCCAGACAGUCCAUUCGCCUCGACCCCAAGGGGAAGUCGCUGAAGGAUGAGGAUGUGCUGCAGCAACUUCCUGUGGGAACCACGGCAACCUUCUACUUCAGAGACCUGGGAGCUCAGAUCAGCUGGGUCACAGUGUUUCUGACGGAGUAUACCGGUCCUCUGGUCAUCUAUCUGAUGUUCUACUUCAGGGUUCCCUUCAUCUAUGCUCCCAAAUAUGAUUUUACCACCAGUAAACACUGGGUCGUACAUCUGGCCUGUAUGUGUCACUCUUUCCACUAUGUUAAGAGGCUGCUGGAGACGCUGUUUGUCCAUCGCUUCUCUCAUGGAACGAUGCCGUUACGCAACAUCUUUAAGAACUGUACGUAUUACUGGGGCUUUGCGGCGUGGAUGGCCUAUUACAUCAACCACCCGUUGUAUACCCCACCCAUCUACGGGGAGCAACAGAUAAGACUUGCCCUCAUCAUAUUCUUGUUCUGUCAGAUCGGCAACUUUUCCAUUCACAUUGCUCUCCGGAACCUCCGUCCACCAGGCUCUAAGACCAGGAAGAUUCCCUAUCCAACCAAGAACCCCUUCACCUGGAUCUUCCUCCUGGUCUCCUGCCCCAACUACACCUAUGAGCUGGGCUCCUGGCUUGGCUUCACAGUCAUGACGCAGUGCCUGCCGGUGGCCUUCUUCACCUUGGUGGGUUUCAUCCAGAUGACAGUCUGGGCCAAGGGGAAGCACCGCAGCUACCUGAAGGAGUUCCGUGACUACCCUCCUCUCCGCUCACCCAUCCUGCCGUUCAUCCUGUAGAGGACUAUUUGGCCGUUCCCCCACCCAUCCAGCUCUCCCCGGUUGAAGGAAUCAAGUACACCCUAACUGAAAGGGUGCACCUCCCCCUUUCCUUCCUCCGAAAUCUACACCAGAACUUCUUAGAUUGAUUGACAGAAUCUAACCCUGCCCCCUUCUUUUCUUUCCUCCCAAACCAAAUGUUCUCUCUCCCUUCCUGUUCUUGAUCCCUGUCAUUUUAAGUGAAAUAUAAAACAAUACACCUGC
Messenger RNA from Xiphias gladius (swordfish), 1430 nucleotides. It is a transcript of the gene tecrb, whose product is annotated as trans-2,3-enoyl-CoA reductase b. Lineage: Eukaryota; Metazoa; Chordata; Actinopteri; Istiophoriformes; Xiphiidae. Gene Ontology annotation, biological process: very long-chain fatty acid biosynthetic process. The coding region runs from base 138 to 1187 and encodes 349 amino acids. Gene Ontology annotation, molecular function: oxidoreductase activity, acting on the CH-CH group of donors. The transcript is spliced from 11 exons. The record is from RefSeq and is a predicted model, not a curated record.